GAAAAUCAGAAUUGUGCUUGCUACAUUACGUGACAAUGUCUCCUUUUGUGUUAGUAUUCAGUGCUUGCUUGGUGGCGUGUGCGCAGGCGGCGCGGGUACCUCUGUUUCAGGCUGAAGAUGCGGCGGAACACUUCGAGCGCUUCAUCCAAGAACACGACAAACAAUACGCCAGCGAAGAGGAGAAGCAAGCCAAGUUUGAAGUCUUCAAAGACAACUUGGAAAAGGCUAACGCUAUGAACAAGCAAAGCGAACAUACUACAUUUGGUAUAACUCGUUUCAUGGAUCUCACCGUGGAAGAAUUUGUCAGCCUCCACACAGGAUUGAAGGCAGACUUCAAUCUCACUGGAUCAUGUAGCCCAGUGACUGAUGCGCAGCUCCCUUAUGUCAAUGUACCAGAGUCGUUUGACUGGCGGGAACAGAAUGCAGUUACUAGAGUCAAGAACCAGGGUUCGUGUGGGAGCUGCUAUGCAUUCAGUGCAGCUGGCGCCGUUGAGGGCCAAUAUGCCAUCAAAUAUGGUCAGUUGGCGGAAUUUUCCGAACAACAGACUGUAGAUUGUGACACAGCGUCCUACGGAUGUAGCGGUGGUCUAAUGGCCAAUGCAUUCAGUGCUAUGAUAUCCAUGGGCGGUUUGGAGUCAGAAAGCGACUACCCCUAUGACGGCCAGGCAAUGUCUUGCCGAUUCCAAGCUAGCAAGGCGGCUGUGAGGCUGACUGGCUGCAACAGCUACCAGCUCAGCUCACAAGAGAGGCUUAAGGAAAUAGUUGCCACCGUUGGACCGAUAUCCAUUGCUGUGCAAGCAAAAGGCUUCCAAUACUACAAGGGCGGUGUGAUGGAAGACAACCUUUGCAAUAUGGGCGAAGUUAACCAUGCUAUUCUUCUAGUGGGCUAUGGAACAGAAAAUGGAAAACCAUACUGGCUAGCCAAGAACUCAUGGGAUACCAAGUUUGGUGAAAAUGGCUACAUCAAGUUCCCUCGUGGGGACAAUUAUCACUCUUGUGGUGUAAUGAAUUCUGGAAUGGCGUCGCCUAUCAUCGCUUUAUCUAGUGGUUGGCAGAAGUAUCGAGCAGUCAUGUCUCCGAUUUUCGUCUGUUUUUUCGGGUUGGCCGUUUGGUCCGCAUAUACGUACGACAUCGAAGACGCUGAAUACCACUUCGAAGAAUUCAUUGAAAAGUUCGGAAAGGAAUACGAAAAUGAAAAUGAGAAACAAUACAGAUUCAAAAUUUUCGUUGAAAAUUUGAAGAAAGUUAACGAACUGAACAAAGAAUGCGAUCAUGGUGUCCAUGGUAUAACACAAUUCAUGGACAUGGAUGUGGAAGAGUUUACCGCAGCAUAUACAGGUGUUCGUCUGGACUUUGAAUCUGGCUGCGAUUAUGCACCUGAUGAUUACAUUCAGGGUAAUGAUGCGCCGGAGUCGUUCGACUGGCGUGAUCAUGGAGUAGUAUCAUCAGUUAAGGACCAGGCUGCUUGUGGCAGUUGCUACGCAUUCAGUGCAGUUGGUAACAUUGAAGGUCAGUACGCCAUGAAAUAUAAAGAAGUCGUCGACUUGUCUCCGCAACAAAUUGUAGACUGCGACUAUGAAAACAGCGGGUGCGGUGGAGGAUUAAUGAGCUAUGCCUUUCGGACUAUAAAGAAAGUAGGAGGUAUCGAAACUGAAGCCGACUAUCCAUACCAACAAAGCGAAUCGGAUUCUUGUCAGUUUGAUGUCAGUAAAGUUAAGGCAAAAUUGUCAGAUUGUGUUGCUUUCAACUUGACCUCUCAAGAGCAGCUGAAGCAACUGUUGUACAAAACUGGACCCAUCGCUAUCGCUAUCCAAGCCACGGGUUUGCAAACUUACACUGGUGGAAUCUUCCAUGAUGAAGAUUGUGACAAAGGUUACAUCAACCAUGGAGUGCUACUUGUGGGUUAUGGCGUAGAGAAAGAUCAACCAUUUUGGAUCGUCAAGAAUUCUUGGGGCGACAAGUGGGGUGAAAAGGGUUAUUUCAGAGUGGUCAGAGGUGACAACUUAAACUCUUGCAAGAUGCUGAACGAUGCGAUGUGUUCUGCUAUCGUCGCGUAAUGUCCACCAGAAAUGAUUUGUAUGUUUUAACAUAAUUAUUCAUGUUCACUUAUAAUACUUAUAAAUAAAAGAUAUUGCAAUUA
Messenger RNA from Spodoptera frugiperda (fall armyworm), 2140 nucleotides. RefSeq lists its product as uncharacterized. The transcript has 12 exons. Lineage: Eukaryota; Metazoa; Arthropoda; Insecta; Lepidoptera; Noctuidae. The record is from RefSeq and is a predicted model, not a curated record. Gene Ontology annotation, molecular function: cysteine-type endopeptidase activity. Gene Ontology annotation, cellular component: lysosome. The coding region runs from base 36 to 2057 and encodes 673 amino acids.